CCCGAUUUGGUAUUUCUUUUUUCAUUACGCUAACUUUUACUUUCUAAUAUCGCUCCACCUGCACCUUUACAGCACAAACACCAGCGAAGAACAGCCAUGUCGAGCAUCCCUAACCGCCGGCGCACUAUCACCAUCGCUUCCGGAGACAGCAGUAACAACGCUAACCCUGAGCGGAGCGCUGGGUUUGCAUCGUCACUCAGCAACGAUGCUGCGCAGCACAUCCCUUAUGACUUUGCCAGGCGAGGCAUAGGCACUCGAUCCGUAUACGGCGCUCCUCAUGCAUCUGCGUCCAGGCCAAGGUUCAGCGACAGGCCUAACUCGAACUACUCGCAGACGCUAGACUCAAUCCGCGAUCGCACGCUGUUGCUGAGCAACUUGGGGCUGGCAACCAGCAGGCGCGAAAGCGCGCAAAGUGGCCGAGGAGAUACGGCGGCUCAUGGACACAGCAGCAGCCGCAAUAGCAGUAUGGGCGGCUGUUCGUCGAUUGAUAUGAUUCUAGCAGAGGCUGGGCCUAGGGGCAGCAACCUCUCUCGCCUGCUGCGCGAGCGCUCUCCGCAGGGCUUACUCCCUGUUUCUCAGCGCCCCCAUGAGCAUAGCGAGAUCGAACACCUACCGCCACUGGAUCCUGGCUAUAUGGACACUGCUCGCAUACCCAAGAAUGCAAAGCACCUGAGUAGGUACUCCAUGAACGCGACCUCCCAAGAUAAUAAAAUGGCAUUGGGCAACUACGGCAGCAUAAAUCAACAGAUUGACACGGGGAUUCAGCAGCAGCAAAUACACAUCGAUAUGCCGAAGCAUCAGACUGAUGAUACUAUGGUGCCGGACAAGAUAAACGCACAGCAGCAAACUCAAGAGCAGCGACGGCCGCUGCUACGGCUGUCUCCGACGCCAUCAACCUGCUAUGAGCAGCCACAGUUGCAAGUCGAGGCCGAUAGCGAGUACGCUCAUUUGCAACGGCGUUGGGUUGUUCUCCUCGAUUUGGUGCUUUGGCCAAUGCAGUACAUCCCGGCUGUCAUUCUGGGCCUGAUCCUGAAUCUGCUCGAUGGUCUCUCUUACGGACUUAUUGCCUUUCCAGUCUCAAUCCCUGUAUUCAGCAAGUUUGGCCCCGUCGGAUUUUCUAUGUACAUGCUAAGCACAGCAGUUGCGCAGCUCGUCUACUCGGGCGGUGCCAGCGCGUUUCGCGGCGCCAACGGCAGCAUGCUCAUCGAGGCGAUCCCCUUCUUGCACGCCAUAUGCGCCACAAUCGUUGCAGACGUCGGCGAGAAUAAUCCCGACCGCAUAGUCGCUACCACGCUCGUCGCAUAUGCUGCCAGCACGAUCCUCACCGGCAUCGUCUUCUUUAUACUUGGCUUUCUUCGCAUAGGUUCGCUUGUUGACUUUUUCCCGCGCCAUAUCCUUGUUGGCUGCAUUGGCGGUGUCGGCUACUUCUUGUUCCAGACAGGCAUGGAGGUCACCUCUCGCCUGAAGCUGGAGCUUUCGUGGUCGGUGCUGCGCGCCCUGUUCGUUCCAAACACGCUUGGGCUGUGGGGGAGCAGUUUGGCGGUCGCUAUGCUACUCCGGGCCCUGAACACACGCUACACCCACCCGCUGUUUGUGCCUAUCUUUUUUAUGGCUGUGCCUGCGCUCUUUUACACGGUGACUAUAGCGCUGGGGCUGUCCCUUGAGUCGCUGCGCGCGACCGGCUGGGUCUUUGAGCUGCCCGACGCCGGCGUGCCAUUUUACCACUUCUACACACUGUUUGACUUUGGCAACACCGACUGGCACUCGGUCUGGCGCACGGUGCCCACCAUGCUCGGGCUGGCCUUUUUCAGCAUCCUGCAUGUCCCCAUCAACGUACCUGCGCUGGCCGUCUCAACCAACGCAGACAAGGUCGAAACCAACCGCGAACUGGUCGCCCACGGCAUAUCCAAUUUUGUGUCAGGGUGCUUGGGCACGUUCCAAAACUACCUUGUGUAUUCCAACAGCUUGCUGUUCAUCCGCUCAGGCGGCGAUAGCAACCUGGCCGGCAUGAUGCUCUGCGCUGCGACACUGGCUGUGUUUUUUGCGGGGCCCACUAUCAUCGGCUUUAUCCCGACAAUGGUUGUCGGUGCGCUGAUCUUCCACCUGGGGCUGGAGCUACUGCGUGAGGCCCUAGUCGACACGGUCGGCGUGGUCAACCGCAUCGAGUAUGCGACCAUUGUAUCCAUUGUGCUGGCCAUGGCCACGCUGGGAUUCAACGAGGGGAUCUUUUUGGGCAUUCUGCUGGCAUGCUUCUUCUUUAUUUUGCUUUACAGCCGCCGGUCGGCGCUGCGCAAGACGUAUACGGGCUCGGCAGUCCGCAGCACUGUGCGGCGGCACUAUGGCCAGCGCCGCUUUUUGGACGGAGUCUGCAAACAAAUACAGGUGAUGCGGCUGCAAGGAUUCAUGUUCUUUGGCACAAUCAACGGGGUUGAGGCCUACAUCCGCCAGCUGCUGGAGCAGCGCCAAUGGCAGACAAACCCCAUCCGGUUCCUAGUGCUCGACUUUGCGCUGGUCAACGGUAUGGACUUUAGCGCUGCUGAGGCUUUUAUCCGUGUGCGGCGUCUGCUCGAGGCGCGCGAGAUAUACAUGGUUGUCUGUGGUGCCAAGCGUUCGUCGGAAGUCGGCCGCGCCCUGCACUCGGCUGGCGUCUGGAGCGGCUGUGGCUGCGAGUAUGUGCAGACAUUCCCCUCGUUGAACGAGGCGCUCGAGUGGUGCGAGAAUGUACUUUUGCAGUAUUAUUACCUCCACCGGGCUGCGCUGAAUGGCCCCGAGGUUCCUCAGAGUUACACAUUUGUCUCGACCCCGCAACCCGAGGACGUUGACGUCUAUGGCACGUCUCCGCGCAACGUCAUGGUCUCAGAGGCCAUGCAGUCGGCUAUGCCUACCACGCGCCGCCUCAAGCCCCAGCUGCCUGAGCGCGCACCCCCGGCGCUGCCACUGCUACAGCAGGCGUUUCAGGACCUGGAUCAGGAGCAGCCAGUCGACGAUGUCCUUGCUUUCGUUGCCCCUCAUUUUGAACGCAGGCAGAUUCCAUCUGGGCAGCAUCUGUGGCGCGCUGGCCAAGCGCCCACAGGCAUGUACCUCGUUGAGUCUGGUGUGCUGCGCGUCUUCGUCGAUAAUGGAACUGGCACAGACACGCUAGAGGCAAUUGAAUCCAUCUUACCCGGCACCACGCUUGGCGAGCUGGCCCUGUCAACGGGUAAGGACUAUAGCACCACUGUGAUUGCCGACGGUGAUGUUAUGCUGUGGCAGCUGUCAAGGCAUGCGUUUGAUGAACUGUGCGCCAGCAAUCCGGCGCAGAUGUUGGCAUUUGUGCGGCUCGCGUUGGCAUAUUCGGCGCAAGGGAUGAAGGCCAUCACGGCCUACGCAUUUUGCGCACAAUGACUGUCUUUUAUUUUUGUCUCGACUCGAUAGUAAUAUUUUUUUGCUGUGUAAGCAAAAAAGCAAAAUAAAAAGCAAAAUAAAAAUAUCAAGUGGCUUCACAGUUAUGAGAGAGAAAAU
Kickxella alabastrina is the source of this 3501-nucleotide messenger RNA. RefSeq names its product sulfate transporter family-domain-containing protein. The transcript has a single exon. Bases 97 to 3384 code for a protein of 1095 amino acids. NCBI's taxonomy places the organism in Eukaryota, Fungi, Kickxellomycota, Kickxellomycetes, Kickxellales, Kickxellaceae. The record is from RefSeq and is a predicted model, not a curated record. Gene Ontology annotation, cellular component: membrane.